Molecule: messenger RNA, 342 nt
Organism: Staurois parvus
Lineage: Eukaryota; Metazoa; Chordata; Amphibia; Anura; Ranidae
Source: the annotation of a GenBank genome assembly
UACACUUGGCACAGUGCAGUCAGGCAGGUGCCAUUCUCCUGGCAACUGCCAAACACAGAUUUUCAUCGGAUUGCCAGACAGAGAAGCGUGAUUCAUCACUCUAGAGAACUUGUCUCCACUGCUCUAGAGUCCAGUGGCGGCGUGCUUUACACCACUGCAGCCGAGGCACUUGCAGAUUUGUGGUAAACUAACUCAAUGUAUUGUAUAUGGUAUAGAAUAAAUAGUGGUUUGAGUAUAUAGGCACAGGUGGCAACCUAUCACGGUACCAUGCUUGAAUUCACUGAGCUCCUGAGAGCGACCCAUUCUUUUACAAAUGUAUGUAGAAGCAGUCUGCAUGUCUAG